Messenger RNA from Callorhinchus milii (elephant shark), 1788 nucleotides. RefSeq names its product calicin. The transcript has a single exon. Bases 1 to 1788 code for a protein of 595 amino acids. Lineage: Eukaryota; Metazoa; Chordata; Chondrichthyes; Chimaeriformes; Callorhinchidae. Gene Ontology annotation, molecular function: protein binding. The record is from RefSeq and is a predicted model, not a curated record.
AUGAAAUUAGAAUUUGAUGAUCAUAAACACAGUACUUAUAUCUUACAAGCUCUUAAUAUUCAGAGGCAGAAGAAGGAAUGUUGCGAUGUGGUGAUCAAUGUUGGGUCCCAUUCAUUUGCAGCUCACCAGAACAUCCUGACCGCAGUCAGCCCCUACGUGAAAGAUUUAAUCUACAGCUGCAACAUCCAGCCUUCAGAUGAGCUAUCGGUCACCAUCGACAUAGAUUACAUGAGCCCACUGUCAGUGGAACAGCUACUGGAUUAUUUUUACACAGGCAAGAUCAUCAUCGCUGAUAAAAACGUGGAGGACCUGUUGAAGGGGGCAAAGUACUUCAUGAUAAAACGACUUAAGUCACACUGUGUGGAGUACCUGGAGCUCAUUCUGGACAGACAGAACUACAUGUACACUCUGAUGCUAGCCGAGAACUAUGAUUUAUUGGAUUUAUCACCCACAGUGUAUACGUAUGUCAGAGAUCAAUUUUUUGACCUCUGUUGCACCAAUGAAUUUUUGGAAUGCCCAUAUCAUAUCUUACUAAAACUUAUCAAGGAUGAAGACCUACAUGCUGCCAAUGAGGACCAGGUAUUGCUGACUCUCAUACGGUGGACAAAACAUAAUUUAGAAGAUAGGAAAGUGCACUUUUCAAAACUUUUUUCCAACAUCUAUUUGAACGGAGUCACGGAUGAAAUGCUUUCAGAAGUCAGUAGUGAAGAGCAGCUGAUUAAGAAUAAUGCCAAUGCUGUGUGCGCCAUAGUUGAUGUGUUGAGCCGUCGUAAGCAGGAAAACCCAACUAGCCUCUUGCAUUUUCAGCGGAAGGGAACUCUGAUGGAUGUGGUACUUGUUCUAGGAGGUCAAAGUAGCGAUGGCAAUUUUCGCAAUGGAGUCUAUGCAUACAUUAUUGAUGAAAAUAAGUGGAUCAAGGUUACUCACAUGCCUUACAGAGCGGCAGCUUUGGGUGCAGUCUCCACCCAGAAAUACUUGUAUGUGACAGGAGGGACAAAUGAGCAAAAUGCCAGCUUAAAAUCAGCCUGGAGAUAUGAUCUUGACAAGGCUACUUGGAGUAAGCUGCCAGACCUUCCAAUGGGAUUGGUUUUCCACUCCAUGAUAGCAUGCAAUGGAUUAGUGUAUACAGUGGGUGGAAGUGUGGCACCCAGAAAAUAUAUCUCGACCAUUUAUAGAUAUGAUGAGAAGAAGGAAAAGUGGACAACUAUUGGAAGAAUGAGUGUUCCUAUGGACUGUGCAGAGAUUGUGACCAAAGGUGACAGGUACAUCUAUAUAGCAACGGGGAGGUGUAUGAUAAAUGAACGGAUCUCCAGAGUAGGAGUGGUGGAUUGUUUUGACACUAUUACUGGGGAGGUGAAACAAAGCUUGACUUUCCCCAUUGAGUUUAAGCACAGGCCAGUUGUAGCAUUCCAUGGAGAGCACAACCUCAGCGUGCAAAGCCACAAGCAUAAUAUUGAUGUAAAUUUGCAGAAAUUCAAAGCAAAUAAAACUGCCAAGAGAGUGCCAUUACUACCAAAUUCCACCAAACUGGAGGUGUGCCAUGCGAUGUGUCUCAUCAGAGAUAUGGUGUUUGUCUGCGGUGGAACAUCUGCUAUGGAUGAUGGUGACGUAAAAGAAUACUCUGUGAACAAAAAUGCUUUUGUUUUAGAGGCAAAUGCUGGGAUGUGGAAGGAGGUGGCCAAGCCCAUUGAAGCCCUGGAGAGUUCAGCAUGCUGUAGGACCAAACUGCAGUGUAAACUCAUCCAAAAACCAGAAAAAAUUCCAACUAAACAAAAGUCAGACAAUUAA